Molecule: messenger RNA, 1824 nt
Organism: Corticium candelabrum
Lineage: Eukaryota; Metazoa; Porifera; Homoscleromorpha; Homosclerophorida; Plakinidae
Product: sushi, von Willebrand factor type A, EGF and pentraxin domain-containing protein 1-like
Exons: 8
Coding region: 1-1824 (607 amino acids)
Source: RefSeq, a predicted model, not a curated record
AUGGAUAAAAAAAUUCAAGCAUUUACUCGAAUUUGCUUACAACCCGAUAACCCUCACGAAUACAACGGAACAUGGAGCGAAAAACCGGCAUGUUCAAGGUCAUGUCCGGAUCCUUACAAUUCUAACUUCAGAAAUGGAAGCAUACAGGGAAAUGCGUAUUUCUACCCCGAAACAAUCUCACUAAAUUGCGCGGAAGGUCACGAGCUCGUCGGCGGAGGAUCCUAUUAUCAGUGCAAUCAAAGUGGUCAGUGGCAAGAAAUAUCAAAACCCAGUGACGAGGCAUUACAACAAGCCAAUGAGAGAAUCAACUCGGAACUUGAGAAAGUAAAAGCUUGCAUAUCGCCAAAGUCAAAUUCAAUCAAAACAAGGCACUUUCCCACCAAAGUGACACAAUUUCCUACAUGCCAACCUAAAUAUUGUAUGAAACCUGUUGUUAACAGUCACUGUACUCUGGUUUCAAGGAGCUUCCAUUAUCCAAACAAAGUGAUGUUUGACCGCAACUAUGGAUACUGCGUUGUUGGUAGCAACAGCUCUCAAUGCAAUUCACAAGGACUUUGGUCAAAAGCGUCACCAACCUGCGAACGAAUUCAAUGUCUACCUCUUAGCGAUCCCGAACAUGGUACAGUACAGUUGAGCUCAGAACAAAGGUUUGUAGAUGAUACGGCAGUUUACAGCUGCCAUUCCGGUUAUGAUCUAAAUAUGGAUAAAAAGAUUCAAAGAUUUACUCGAACUUGCUUACAACUCGAUAACCCUCACGAAUGCAAAGGAACGUGGAGCGAAAAAUCGCCAUGUUCAAGGUCGUGUCCGGAUCCUAACAAUUCUAACUUCAGAAAUGGAAGUAUACAGGGAAAUGCGUAUUUCUACCCCGAAACUAUCUCACUAAAUUGCGCGGAAGGUCACGAGCUGGUCGGCGGAGGAUCCUAUUUUCGGUGCAAUCAAAGUGGUCAGUGGCAUGAAAUAUCAAAACCCAGUGACGAGGCAUUACAACAAGCCACUGAUAGAAUAAACUCGGAACUUAAAAAAUUGAAAGCCUGCAUAUCAUCAAGUUCAAAUUCAAUCAAGACAAGGCACUUUCCUACCAAAGUGACACAAUUUCCCACCUGUCAAUCUAAAUAUUGCAGGAAACCUGUUGUUAACAGUCACUGUUCUCUGGUUUCAAGGAGUUUCCAUUACCCAAACAAAGUGAUGUUUGACCGCAACUAUGGAUACUGCGUUGUUGGCAGUAACAGCUCUGAAUGCAAUUCACAAGGACUUUGGUCAAAAGCGUCACCAACCUGCGAACGUAUACAAUGUCCGUCUCUUACAUCUAUAAGAAACGGCGGCUUUGUCCUGAAUAAAGACAACAGAUAUGUAGACACCAAAGCGCGCUACACCUGCAACAGAGGCUACGAUCUCUUGAUGGAUGCAAAGAGGUCAUCUUACGACCGGCAAUGCCGUCAAGCUAGAGACAUGAAAAGAUGUGAAGGAUACUGGAGCGGAAGAAAACCGUGCUGCAUACCAAGAUCUUGUCCGAAUCCUAAACCAUUUGUGAACGGAACGGUUAUUGGAGAUAAUUUCUUUUUUCCGGAAACAAUUUCAAUCAGCUGUGAUGUCGGCCACGAAUUGACAAAAUAUGGACCAGUUUAUCAAUGCAAUGAAACAGGGUCUUGGGUUCCUCUAUCCGGUCCAUUGCCAAAAUGGCAUAAACCCAAUAAUUUGCGGACUACAGCAAAACUGCAGCUAGUCCAAACUUGUCUAAGAAGAAAUAGCAUUCAAACGAAAAAUUUCGGAAAUUUUGAACUAAAUUUUGCAAGAUGCGAACGUAAGAACAGUGCACGUUUCUAA